Messenger RNA from Drosophila santomea, 1142 nucleotides. Its product is annotated as attacin-C. Gene Ontology annotation, cellular component: extracellular region. The transcript has 2 exons. The record is from RefSeq and is a predicted model, not a curated record. NCBI's taxonomy places the organism in Eukaryota, Metazoa, Arthropoda, Insecta, Diptera, Drosophilidae. Gene Ontology annotation, biological process: defense response to bacterium. Bases 315 to 1040 code for a protein of 241 amino acids.
CUUUUUGUUAUUAGCCAUAUGUAUGUACGCUAGAAACCCCCCAAAUAGCCUGAAAAUCGUCGCCAAGUAAUUUCAAGGGGAUGCACAAGCUCUUAUCAGGCGGUGUGAACCACCUGCUCGUUCGGGGAUCCCAGUGCGAAUCGCAGCUCAUCUUACAGAUAAGGCAGAUAAGUUCACUGGCGACUGCGACGGGAAGCCCCCUUCACAGGUCGAUUGCUAUAUAAUGCGAGGUAACUGCAUCCCAGCAUCGACACUCAAUCGUCAGCCGCCAAGUCAAGAAGAUUAAAUCAACAAAGGAACAAAAAUACAGCAAGAUGAGCAAAAUUGUUCUCCUAAUCGUGGUCAUCAUCGGCGUCCUUGGCUGCCUUGCGGUGGCCCUGCCCCAGCGUGUGUAUACCCAGCCACUGAUCUACUAUCCUCCACCGCCGACGCCACCCAGAAUCUACAGAGCACGCCGCCAGGUGCUGGGUGGCUCACUCACUUCCAAUCCGGCUGGUGGCGCCGAUGCCCGGCUGGAUCUCAGCAAGGCCAUAGGAACUCCCGAUCACCACGUGAUUGGUCAAGUGAUCGCAGCGAGCAACACCCAGACCAAACCGGUGUCCACUCCCGUAACCAGCGGCGCCACCUUGGGCUACAACAAUCAUGGACACGGCCUGGAACUGACCAAGACCCACACGCCCGGUGUGCGGGACAGCUUCCAGCAGACGGCCACCGCCAACUUGUUCAACAACGGAGUCCACAAUCUGGACGCCAAGGCAUUCGCCUCGCAGAACCAGCUGGCCAACGGCUUCAAGUUCGAUAGGAAUGGAGCUGGCCUGGAUUACUCCCACAUCAAGGGGCAUGGAGCGACGCUGACGCACGCCAACAUUCCCGGACUGGGCAAGCAACUGGAGCUGGGUGGACGGGCCAAUCUCUGGCAGUCGCAGGAUCGCAACACCAGGCUCGAUCUUGGCAGCACGGCCUCCAAGUGGACCAGUGGACCCUUCAAGGGCCAGACCGAUUUGGGCGCCAAUCUGGGUCUCUCCCACUACUUCGGCUAAACAGCUUAAACUAUACAGAGAAAAUAUUUUAAAAUGUUAUAGCAAAUAUUUAUUCAUCUAUUAUUAUUCUUCUAAAAUGUAGUUUGAUUUUUAUUCAAUUAA